AUGGAAAGUUCAUUCCCACUUCAUGACCACAUCCAGCAACAACGCCGUGCACUUUCUGAAGAGACAGUUUCAUAUGCAAUCUACUUUCCAAAGGCAACAAUAGAGAGUGCGGGAAGUGAAGCAGAACCCGACACUAAAACUCAAACUGAUCAGGAGCAGACUAAUGCGGCCGCUCAUUACUUACUUGAUUCAAUUCAUAUUGCAAAAACAUUCAUUUACUCGAUCGUCACUGAUUUGACCAAGGACUAUAUCUGGCAUAAAGAUGCAUUUUCACUACAUGUUGAGACUAAAAAGGAUACAUGCGAAAGUAGAGUCUGCGACUCCUUGGAUGAUGAAUGGCUGAUUGUAUCCUUAUUGAGAGAAAUCACUCGACGGAUACCAGGCACUAUUGCAAGGAUUCAAGAUAAUGAUGGAGAGUUCUUGUUGAUCGAAGCUGCGGAACAUAUUCCUUCAUGGCUAGAUCCCGAAAACAGCGAUAACAGAGUAUUCAUUCAUAACGGAGAUCUGCACAUCAUUCCGAUUGCUGUUACAGCAGAUGAAAAAAAGAUAUAUCCACCUACUCUUGGGACAAAGUCAGAAUCGCCGAAGCUUCAGGACGCAUUGGAGAUUAUCUGGACCUCUUCUUCUUCCUUAGCUGGCAAGGAUUGGAAUAGUUCAAAGUCAAGAGCACCUACAGUAGUAAUACCUACACUUGCCAGCCCUGCCAUACAACGGGCAGCGUUUGGACCUCUUUCAUCCCCUCUCUCAUCAUCUUCACUAAAUUUAUCAGCAGAUAAAGAUUUUGUAGCCAGGAAAAUUCAGGAACAAAAACAUUAUGCUCGUUGCCAAAUCCCAUUGGAUGUAGCCAGGGUCCUCAAGAUCCGACCGGAAUUGGUUACGAGAGCAUGCGAGGCGUUUUAUACAAGGGAUGCACUCGGCAUGGCAGCAUGUAGUCGUAUGGCAAAGUUCUUACCAAGAAAAUCCUCAAAAACGGCAUCAUCAGACAAGGAUGAUUUAGGAUCGGAGUUAGGGCAUGGGGUCGUCAAGCUGGGGAAAAAUAGCACGUUGUUUGUUACGACAAGUGUUUGCUUCACAAAGACUUGUUACGCACAACUGAUGGGACAACAAUUCCACCCACCCAAGAUCUGGGAUGGCAUUGUACCUCCAAUAAGUGUGGAAGAUGCAAACGAUCCGCAAAAACUGAAGGAGGCAGAACUUGGGAUGAAACUGACUUGCGGCUUCGAGAUCUUGUGCAGCCCAGAUUAUCCUGGAGAUUUUGGCUUCAAGAGCGGCGAUGAGAUUCAACUGGAGGAUUUCCCGUUUGCAACAGACAGUGGAUGGAUUGUAUUCAAAAACAAUCUCGCAGCUCGCCAGUACUUUGGAGACGAGCGCCCAGGAUCUCAAAAAUAUCAACAAUUGGAAGAGACUGCUAAAAGGCAAUUUUUAGAAAACAAGUCUGCGAAAUUGCGAGAUGAACAUCAAGAUACAUCAUACUAUGGCCAUGGAUAUCAUCCGGUUCAAGAAAUUGAGCGCAUUCUGAACAAUCAUAUUACAAACGGAUCGAUAGUGAACGAUCUGGUAGACGAUAGACCAGAUGAUGACGACUCCUGGAUGAAUGUAGAUCUACAGAUGCUGGAGGAUAUGAUGCGAGCGCGUGGAUUUGGCAACGACGGAAGGGUCGCAGAAUCCGGGUCUAAAUCUUCAGCAGAUAUAGAAAGGCCUUUUGACGGUGAUUUUGAUAUGCAACAGAUGCUAAAUCGGUUUGGGGAGUUUGUUCAAAAAGGUCAAGGUGGUGUCGAAGGAGCCGAGUUUUUAGAUGAGCAAACCGACAGUGAAGAUGAUGAGGAUAGUGAAGAUGAUUAUGUUGCCGACAACAGAGAUGGAGACGAGGCAGAAAAUCAAGAAAGCGUUGUACAAGAUAUAUUAGAUAGUAGCGAUGAUGAAGAUAUAUUCGCUAGCGACUAUGAGGAAAGGCAAGCCAGGAAACGGACCGCUCAGCGACAGCGUGCAUUCAUGUUUGGGAGUGAGAUGAUGAACUUUGAUAUUGGCGACACAGGAGAAGGAAAGGGAACUAAAGAGAAAGUGGAUACUGAAACUCAUGCAGAAAAUUUACAGCCUAUUGGCUUAGAUCGCGAAAAGUUCAGAGAAGCCUUAGAACGGAGGUUCGGCCAGAAUUAUAAACAACUCGCAAGAGGGAAAGUGAGCCAAAGGGAUGACGAUGAAGAGAAGGAUAUAGAUAUGGAUGAUCAAGGUCUUCAAGAAUACAUGGAUGCCUUGGACAUAGAAUUAUCGGCCACCAAGGUUGGGGAGUCUUUUGAAAAGAUGUCAGUAGGAGUAUCUGCUGCAUCAAAGACUCAACCUAAGACAGACAAAGGCAAAGGAGUCUCACGAAUCUCCGCUACCACCAUAACACCACAAUCGGAAAAGAACCUUGAAGAAUUAGUGAAAGAAUACGCUGAACGUUCAAGGCGAGGUUUUGGUCGACAUGGUGGGCCAUAUGGAUACGAUCCUGCCGCAAUGGCAUUCGCAGAUGAUGACGAAGAAGAAGAGCCUUCGGCAGCGCGUGUAAGCACCGAUGACGAAGUUGGUGAUGAAAUAAUAAGCGACGUCGAGAAAGAAGAGGAGCGAGUAGUCGUAGAUGAGGAUUUAAAUUUAGCCAAGAACUUGUUGGAGAGUUUCAGGAGUCAGGGUGGAUUGCCAGGACCAGCAGGAAACAUCCUGUCCCGGCUUGGCAUCAUGCUGCCACGAGACGAAGCUGAUGAUGAGGAUGAUGAGGAUGAUGAGGAUGAUUAG
Messenger RNA from Lobosporangium transversale, 2772 nucleotides. RefSeq names its product SGT1 protein-domain-containing protein. The coding region runs from base 1 to 2772 and encodes 923 amino acids. Lineage: Eukaryota; Fungi; Mortierellomycota; Mortierellomycetes; Mortierellales; Mortierellaceae. The record is from RefSeq and is a predicted model, not a curated record. The transcript is spliced from 5 exons. Gene Ontology annotation, cellular component: nucleus.